UCUGAAAAGAGAAAAUGCAGCUACGUUUUCUACAGAGCAUUAAUAUAAAGUUUAGUAUUUGUUUACUGAUCAGAAAAGCAUAGUUUUGAAAAUGGUAGAUGCUUUCUGUGGCACAUGGAAACUGGUCAGCAGUGAGAACUUUGAUGAGUAUAUGAAAGCUCUAGGUGCUGGGUUUGCAACAAGACAAGUUGGAAAUGUGACUAAACCGACCCUCAUCAUCUCAAAUGAGGGAGACAAAGUGGUCCAAAAAACACAGAGUACUUUCAAGAACACCGAGAUCUCAUUCAAACUGGGCGAGGAGUUUGAUGAGACCACCGUAGAUGACCGACACUGUAAAUCCACUGUGGUACUAGAUGGAGACCAGUUUGUUCAUGUGCAGAAGUGGGAUGGAAAAGAGACCACCUUUGUCCGGGAGAUCAAGGACGGGAAGAUGGUGAUGAAACUCACCUUUGGGGACGUGGUGGCUGUGCGUACCUAUGAAAAAGCUUAAGUUUUGGGAAUAUUAUGAGGAUUUGUCCUUCUCCUUCAGCAGGCAGCAACAGCUACGAUGUGCUUUGAUGCUUUACGGAAUGAAAAAAAAAA
Sinocyclocheilus rhinocerous is the source of this 582-nucleotide messenger RNA. RefSeq names its product fatty acid-binding protein, brain-like. Gene Ontology annotation, molecular function: lipid binding. The coding region runs from base 92 to 490 and encodes 132 amino acids. The transcript is spliced from 4 exons. Lineage: Eukaryota; Metazoa; Chordata; Actinopteri; Cypriniformes; Cyprinidae. The record is from RefSeq and is a predicted model, not a curated record.